GAGCCGCACGACGGGGGCUCCCGCGGCGAGCCACAGCGGGCGAGUCCACCGCAGUUUGUAACCCCCACGCGCCCUCACCCCCACGCCCCCGGGGGCCCGCACCCCGCGCUUCGACGUUACCCCCACCCCCUCCCGCCCUCAUGUGCCGGCCAUGAGGUGGCGCUUGCGCUGGCCGCUGGCCAGAGGCGCCCUGACCAGUGGCGGCGCCGGGGCCCUGGACACCGCACGCCGCUCCCUCGCCGCCGCCCUCGCCGCCCGCAGCGCGCGCCACGCCGCCCCCAGCGAGCACCACGCCGGCCGCAGCGCUGCGGCACAAAUGCGUGCGGGUCGCGCACUGCGGCCCUCCUCUGCUCGCGGAGCACCCGACCGACGACAUGUUCGCCGCCCAGCCCGUCACCAUCGAGAUCGUGGCUAGCGGCGCCGGCCCCGCCGAGAUCUCCUUGCUGGCUGCCGGCGUCACGGAGGCCGAGUAUGUCGGCGACCCCGGGGGCUUCGCCUUCCAGGUGAUGCAGGAGGGCGACGGCCCGGACAACGCGGACGCGCCGCCGCCCGCCGCCAACAUCAAGACGGUCAUCAACAACAUCGGCAAGCCGAGCAACCUGCGCGCCGAGCACAAGGUCUACAGCCGCUCCAACGGCCACCUGCCGCAGGAACAUGUGGCGCCCGGCGUCAACUUGAAGCACUUGAGCGCCUCCAACGGCCACCUGCCCAACAACCAGGUACCCAGCAAGAACAGCAACAACAAGAACUUCUUCCUGUCGCGGAAGAACAACGAGGCGACCGUCGGCGCGCAGCCGGGCAGCACAGGGGUUAGCAUGACGUUCCUGCAGAGCCUGGACGCCAAGCUGCAGCGCCUGCACGACUACACCCGGGGCGGCGGCCGCACCCGGCACCGGCGGGCCGCCCCGGCCCCGGACGCCAACCCGGAGGCCAAGGGCCAAGAGCAGCACGUCGUGCAGCACCCGAGGCCCUUCAUGACGGUGGUCCGCCAGGGCACGUUCCUCAAGCCGCCGCCGGAGCUCGCCGCGCUGCUGGGCCUGUCGUCGGGCAUCUCGUCGAUGGCCUCGUCGGCCGAGUCCUCGCUCUGCGCCUCCCACCACCACCCGGGCUCGUCCCUCAACUCGUCGUCCAUGCUGUACUCGUUCGCCUCGCGGCCGCGGGUCCUCAUGCAGGGCGGCGGCAGGUCCAAGCGCGCCGCCCCGAAGCAGGACGCCGCCGACGACACGGACGAUGGCCAGCUCUUCAGCAACCUCAUGUACGACCGGAGGGUGGUGCGGGGCAACACCUUCGCCCAGCAGUCCGUGCCCGCCGGGCUGCAACCGCAAUGGAAUCCGCAUUUUGCGUUUGCAAGGCUUCUCAGCCAGGACGCCCAGGAGGCGACGACGGUGGCGCUGCGGCAGGCCGAGGCCCGCAGGAGGGCGCUCGCCCGGCGCAAGGCGCAGCUGCAGCAGCAGCAGGGCCGCGCCCGCGGCCGCGCCGGCACCCCGCCGCCCGUGCCCGGCAGGCAGCACCUGGACGUGCAGACGGACCGCUACCUCGAGGAGAUAUUUGACAAGCCCCUGGAGUCGGAGGUGUGCUGCCAGACGGACCUGUUCGUGGAGCGGCCGCCCACCCCUCCGUUCGUGCCCGCCGUCGUGGGCAAGGACGCCGAGACGCAGAUCGAACCAGGAGAGCUGUUCGACUUUGACGAGGAGGUGACCCCCGUGCUGGAGGUGCUGGUGGGCCGCACCGUGGAGCAGGCGCUCGUCGAGGUGCUGGAGGAGGAGGAGGUGGCCGCCACGCACCGGCAGCGCGCGCGCCUCGAGGAGGUGCGGCUGCAGCAGCUGGAGGAGCAGAACCGGCUCCAGGACCAGGAGCGGAGGCUGCGGCUGGAGAAGGAUCGGCGGGUGGCCGAGUACGCGGCGGCGCGGCGCGCCCAGCUGGAGCUGGAGGAGCGCGUGAGCGCGGCCGCCCUCUCCAGCGACUACCUCGAGCAGCUGCUGCCCGACGUCCUGGAGAGCCUGCACCCGCUCAGCGAUCCCAUACAACAAGCUUUAAUUUAA
This is a messenger RNA of Frankliniella occidentalis (western flower thrips), 2042 nucleotides long. It is a transcript of the gene Rsph3, whose product is annotated as radial spoke head protein 3 homolog A. The record is from RefSeq and is a predicted model, not a curated record. Gene Ontology annotation, cellular component: cilium. The coding region runs from base 375 to 2042 and encodes 555 amino acids. The transcript has 8 exons. Lineage: Eukaryota; Metazoa; Arthropoda; Insecta; Thysanoptera; Thripidae.